Molecule: messenger RNA, 540 nt
Organism: Caenorhabditis briggsae
Lineage: Eukaryota; Metazoa; Nematoda; Chromadorea; Rhabditida; Rhabditidae
Exons: 3
Coding region: 1-540 (179 amino acids)
Cellular component (GO): myosin II complex
Molecular function (GO): calcium ion binding
Source: RefSeq, a predicted model, not a curated record
AUGGAUAUUAGCGACGAUGAGGAUCUUUUGGCAAUCGAAGAAGAAGAGGAAGAUGAGAGCCAAAAAGAAGAAGUUGACUCUGUAAUUGUUGAAGACAUCCGACGUCGACUUUUUGAUGUUUUUAAGAUGUUCGAUGAGGACUGUGAUGGAUUGAUUGAGACAGAGGAAAUUGGACAUGUGCUUCGCUGUUUUGGUUUGAACCCGAGUCAAACUGAACUCCAGCUGGUCAGUGAGCAAACAGCAAAGAAGAAUGGGCGUGUCUCAUUUGAAGAUCUUCUGCAACGUGUCGUUUCUGCGAUUCAAAACGAAGAAUGGAAGGAUGAUACUCCGAAACAGAUUCAUGCAGCAUUUCAAGUGAUCACUUCUAACAAUUAUGUUCAGAAAGAUACUCUUCUUCAACUUUUGACUUCGAUUGGCGAGCCAUUGACAGCUCAAGAAGUCAAACAGUUUCUGAAUCAUGUCAGCAUACGUGGCAAUGGAGAUAUCGAUUGGGUUGCUUAUGUGAAAGACACCUGUGAGAUGAUUGCAUCUAAAGAUUGA